UGUAACGUCUUCAUUAAAAAAGAUGGAGCAAUUAGCGCAGUUUGUAAAUAAAUCAUUUGAAUUCAAUUUAACUAACAAUCGGGUUAACAAUUUAUUCAACUCAAUGACCAGUGCUCGCAUCCAAAAACUAACCGAAGCGACUAAUUCGAUAUUAGUCAACUCCCAAAGAUUAACUCACAGUGGUUCCGUUGAAGUCUCUCCCAACGAUGAAGAAUCUAUGGAUAUUGAUAUUACUGAUAUAUCUGUCGCCGAGGACAGCAGUUAUGAAGAUGAGGCUAUUGCGUCCAAGCCGCUGUCCUUAGUCAAAAUUCGAACAAUCGAUCCGAAACCAAUUGUUUCCGUCGCUAAUAGUGAAGUUAUUCGAAAGUCUGAUGCCUCUAAGCCCAAAAACUGGCUAAUAUCUGAUCUUCUAAUAUCGGAUGCGGAUUCAGAAGAUGAAAGUAAAAAACAAACAUCAACUGUGAGCGAUCAAAAACCAUGCACUGAACACACAUGUAAGAACAAUAAUGAUAGCAAUCUUGAGUUGGGUCCUGCAUGUCCCGAUGUAAAUUGCAAAACAAAUAGCAAGUGUGUUAAGGAUAUUCCAUAUUAUGAUGCCGAAAAAUUAAAAACGUCAGCAACAAUUACAAUAAACCUAAACGAAUGUUCUGACGAUAGCAAUUCUCCAGACAUUCACUCAACUAAAGGCGGCGCUCCUUCAGAGAAAUGUGUUUCCCCGGAACCACAAGCAAGUGUAGGAGACAAUUUUGGACGAAUGGAAGCCUCAGGGCUUAGCAGUAAACAGAGAAGAUCUCGAACAAAUUUUACGCUGGAGCAACUAAACGAAUUGGAACGGCUUUUCGAGGAGACUCACUAUCCAGACGCCUUCAUGCGAGAGGAAUUGAGUCAGAGACUAGGUCUCAGUGAAGCACGAGUACAGGUUUGGUUUCAAAAUAGAAGAGCUAAAUGCAGAAAGCAUGAAAAUCAAAUGCAUAAAGGCAUUUUAUUAAGCAGUCGCAGUCCCCCAGUAGCCACUCCUCUAGAACCAUGUCGCGUGGCGCCAUAUGUCAACCUGGCUACAAUAAGGAGUACCAGUGCUUCUAUAAUGCCCUCUGCUGGAGGUAUAAGCAAUGUGCAGCAGCAACCUAGCAAGAGUGGAACUACUAUUGUUGGGAGUCGUGUUGCAUCGCCGUCGGCUGUGGCAACUGCAGCCGCAGAGCAUUUUACUGGCAGCGUUGCCGCUGCUGCAGCAUUCUCUGCCUUUGAUCCAGCCAUAAUCUCGGCAGCAGCACACCAGUACGCAGCAGCUAUAAGUAAUAGAAGUAGGCCCGCUGGACUUUUCCCACUGCCGCAAUAUCCGCUUCACUUAGCUGCAUUCGCCGCCGCCCACAAGAAUUCUAGUAUCGCGGAUCUUCGUAUGAAAGCUAAGAAACAUUCCGAGUCCUUAGGCCUUGAAACUGAUAUGGUUAUUUAGUACAUACUUUGCGCAUCGAAAUAGAUAUAGGCUAGACUAGAGUUGUCUAUUUUAA
Messenger RNA from Drosophila albomicans, 1508 nucleotides. Its product is annotated as homeobox protein orthopedia. The coding region runs from base 23 to 1453 and encodes 476 amino acids. Gene Ontology annotation, biological process: regulation of transcription by RNA polymerase II. Lineage: Eukaryota; Metazoa; Arthropoda; Insecta; Diptera; Drosophilidae. Gene Ontology annotation, cellular component: nucleus. The transcript is spliced from 6 exons. Gene Ontology annotation, molecular function: DNA-binding transcription factor activity, RNA polymerase II-specific; sequence-specific double-stranded DNA binding. The record is from RefSeq and is a predicted model, not a curated record.